Oncorhynchus masou masou (cherry salmon) is the source of this 645-nucleotide messenger RNA. Its product is annotated as hydroxycarboxylic acid receptor 2-like. Gene Ontology annotation, biological process: phospholipase C-activating G protein-coupled receptor signaling pathway; positive regulation of Rho protein signal transduction. Lineage: Eukaryota; Metazoa; Chordata; Actinopteri; Salmoniformes; Salmonidae. The coding region runs from base 1 to 645 and encodes 214 amino acids. Gene Ontology annotation, molecular function: G protein-coupled receptor activity. The record is from RefSeq and is a predicted model, not a curated record. Gene Ontology annotation, cellular component: plasma membrane. The transcript has 2 exons.
AUGUACAGCAUCAACAUCAUCCUGGGUCUCCCCACCAAUGUCUACAUUCUGUGGCUGAUGGUGACCGGAGCUGUAGGGACGAUGGCUUCAGACUUCUUUGCUCUCAACCUGACCGUGUGUGAGAUCCUCUACUGUCUGUCUGCUGUCUUGAAUUACCUGAACGAUUAUCUUUUCAAUGAUACUCUAGGAGUUGGUGUGGCGUUUUUCAUGGGAUUCAUUUCUAUUGGUCGUCCCCUGUUCCAGUGCUGUAUCUGUGUGGAGCGCUACCUGGCGGUGGUCCACCCUGUAACCUUCCUGAAGUACAAACCUCUGAGAUACAGGGUGGGAUGCUCUUGCUUGUGUUGGAUGGUGGUUCUUGGGUUCUCCAUGUUAAUUGCGUUGGUAUCAACCGUGCUGUCAAACAUGAUCAUAUUUCUUUUGUUAAACCUUUCACUCUGGUUUUCCAUUCAAUUGUUCUGUUGUCUGACUGUUCUCUGGGCUCUGAAACGUCCCGGUCCGGGGGAAGGAGAGAGAGAGGGGGAAGGGAUGAACAAAAUUAAGCUGAGGGCCUUCAGGAUCAUUUCAGUGAUCAUGGUGUCUAUGAUUGUCAGUUACCUCCCACUGGUUCUUCUCCUAUGGGUGACGGUGUCCUGCGACAGUGGGUGA